CAAACACCGCGCUGAGGCGCCAGGAUCUCCGGGAAACCCCCACCAUGGAGUCGGUGUUGAGGCCGGCGGCUCUUCUGCUCACACUCUGGUGCUGCUGCAGUGCUCAACUCAUUUCCAGCAUUAGUCCACGUCGUGGAAGCACCAACGGAGGAACACGACUCACAAUCACAGGAUCAGGUUUUUCCCAGGAGGGACAGUUCCAGCUGAAUCCCAAAGACGACACCUACGGGAACCAUGUGACGCUGGUGUCGGGUACCUUGUCCAUCCCCUGCGAUGUGGAGAAAGACUCCACACACGGCAACCAGAUCAUGUGUUACACCAGGGCGUCACCCCAAGCUUGGUAUGUGGUCCAUGUCACGGUGGAUGGGGUGGCCAUUCCCGACAGCAAAAUAUGCGGGGGACGUCACAACCAUUGCAAUUUUUAUUCCGUUUGGUGGCGCACCCCCAGCAUCACUUCUGUUACUCCGGUCAGCGGCCCCCCAGGCACAAUUUUGUCAGUGCGUGGCCGGAUCUUCACCGACGUGUAUGGAAGCAACACGGCUGUGAGCACAAAUGGCCUCAAUGUCAGAUUUGUGAGGUCCUAUAUCGGAGGAAUGCCGUGUGAGAUGCUGAAACCACAGUCAGAUGAACUAUAUAACCUGCGACUGGAUUCAGAAACCUCCUGGAACGGACUCAUGAGCUGCAGAAUGACAGGAACAUAUGUUGGGCAUCACAACUUGAGCUACAUUCUGGAUUCUGAAUUUGGAAGGAGUUUGCCCGAUUUGAGUCUGUAUAAGGUUUCAUCUGUGGAUAAACUUUCCAUGGUCCAGACCUACGCAGAGGUGACAGGAGUCUCUCCAUCCGAUGGCAGCGUCAUGGGCGGAACCCUGCUGACCGUCCACGGACGCUUCUUCGACCAAACCGAUCAGCCGGCGCGAGUUCUCGUUGGAGGUCUGCCUUGUGAAAUCAAGAUGGUGUCCGAUGACAGAAUCAUGUGCAGAACUGCCGAGCACCAGAUGAACAACAGGAGCGUCUUCCCAGGUGGGGACAUCCGAGGUUUCAAGCUGGAAGUGUGGAACAACACUAGAACCAGUGUCUUGACCGACAUCUGGACCUACAACGAGAACACGACGGGAUACUGGUCCCAGUGGAUCGACUCCUUGCAGCAUGGCUUCCCAUCUGCGUUCAACUUCUGCUCACGACUCAGAGGCGUCAUUGUCCCUCCAGCCACCGGUAACUUCAAGAUAACCAUGCAGUGUGACGACUCAUGUGAACUCUACUUCAGCAACUCCGAUCGCCCUGAAGACAAAGUCAAGUUAAUGACCCAGCCACGUUAUACCACUCAAAACUCUGUGUCUCAAGUGAUGGUUCUCGAGAAAGGAAAACCCUACUACAUCGAAGUAUUACACCAGCAGUACGGCGGCGCAGCAGGUUUGAAUAUCGGCUUGAUCAGUGAGAAGUCCUCUUAUACACAAUACCAGACCAACGAUGCUCUCAACGAGAUCCAGCUCAUCGUGGGUCGAUAUGACGUGUUCGACGAGGAGCAGCUGGUUUCCUUUGACUCGUGGCCGAACAGCACUGCUUCAGUCAAAGAGGUUCAGAACGUGAGCGUCAGCAGCAGCUGUGACUCUAACCUCUGUGGCAGUGUCUUCUUCAGCCUGGGCUACGGCAACGCCAAGACCGCUCCAAUCCCCGUCAGCGCCUCAGCAGAUGUGGUGGAAAAAGCCUUGAACAGCCUCUGGUCCAUCAAACCUGACACGGUUCAGGUCACCAAGCAGGACUCCAGCCAAAGAUCCGACUACCUAGUCACAUUCAAUUCAGACAGAGGUGAUUUCAAACCUCUUCACCAUGAGGUGUUUGGCUCGGACACCAACGUCUCGGUUGGGGAGGUCACCAAGGGGAGAAGCAACAUGGAGACGUUCACUCUGCUCUGGGGGGGAGUCCCAACUAAACCCAUCGCCUAUAACGCAACUGAGGCUCAGGUGCAGUCGGCUCUGGAGGACAUGAUGCAGGCCGAGUGUCCCGCUGAGCUCCUGACCACCGAGGGCAGCGAUGUGAAAUACUUCAAAGAUUUUGAAGGCGACAACUCUCAGUUUGAUUCUGCUGCGGAGGGGACUCCAGUGAAAUACUCUGGUUUCUGUGGCCUGUGGUCACUGAAGAACGCCCAGGUCCUUUUCAAGGAGAGCUACACUCAAGAGUCCGGUAAACAAUAUGGACAAAUCUCACUGGACUCAUAUUCCACGCUUUGUUUCGCCUAUAAAGGAAUGUUGAAGGAAGAGGUUGGAAUUAAAUUCUCCUAUCGCAACAGUCAAGGCAAAACCACAACACAGACCUCGAAGAUCAGCACAGUCUUCACCAAAAGCCAAAAAUGGAGUUAUAAAUGCAUGGACCUGCUGAGUUCUGUGCAGACAGAAUACAUCGGCAGCCGGUACAACCUGCUGGAGCUCUACCUCUACCAAGACGUCUCCGGGUCGGACUUCUACGUGGACGCCGUUCACAUCGGAAAGACGCCGACCACAAGGGAUGAGAAUGUCGUGACCCUCAUGAGGAGGCCUCCACCGUUUGAGCACGUGGGACGUUUCUUCGAUGAGAUCUCUGUGACCAGAGACUCCGCUGGUUCACAGAUUAGCUACAGGAUUAAAGCCACGCCUGUGGAUUGUGCUUUUGAUUUCCAGAUGAUAGAAGUCGGCUUCCUGCAGAUGUCUAACAGCAGCGAGAACAUGGCCGUGUUCAGGGAAGGAGCCGCCAUCGUCACCGUCACUCGGCUGCACGCCGCCUCGCCUCCGCUGACCGGCACAUUCGAUGUGGAGAUCUAUGGAGGAAGAGCUGAAGGUCUGUCUGUGGACAUCAGCGACAAGGACCUGAAGUACGCUCUGGAGGGAAUCGCAGGGAUGGGACAGGUCAGCGUCUGGUCCCAGGGAACCUGCCGACAGCCCAAGUGGAAGGUCGAGUGGCUCACUAACCCUGGAGGCCAGCCUUUGAUCCAGAUCAACAGCUCCUCAGUUGUGGGAGGAAACGCAGUUGUUAGCGCUCAACAGAGGAGAAUGGGAGGACUGUAUAUUUACAAACUGGGAGGAGACUUCUUCCGUGUCUUGGAACUUAAACCACAGGUGGAGGUUUCCAUCAACGGCAUUCCCUCAAAGUGUGCUGGGGACUGUGGGUUUGAAUGGUCCGAGGGGAAGACUCCAGUGGUGACUGGGAUCAGCCCAUCUCAAGGAUCUAACGGACUGGGGACUCUUCUGACUGUUACUGGGACGGGCUUCGCCAACGAAAACGCCUCCAUCAUGGUGGGACAGGUCAGGUGCCAUGUUGAGCAGACCACAUCGACCUCUCAGGUGUGCAGGCUGGGCCGUGCCAGCGCUGGAACCUACCCAGUGUCUGUCACCUUCCCCUCACUGGGAAACACACGCUACGCGUCCGGCAACACCAGCUACUUCACCUACCAGCUCAUCGUGUCCUCCUUCUCCCCUCUGUCGGGGAGUCUGGGAGGGGGGACUCUGCUGACGGUGAAAGGCUUCGGCUUCAGUCCGAACACCAGUGUGACUCUCGGCAGUGUCGAGUGCCUGCUGGUUUACACCAGUGACACUGAGCUGAGAUGCAGAACACCAGCAGGUCUUAAUGGAUCACAGACGGUGACAGUGACGGUGGGGAACAUGAGUGAGACGGCCGACAGCUCCUUCACCUACGACCUGCUGCUCACGCCUGGUGUCACCGACCUGAGUCUGUUCACCUCCACAGUGUUCGAACGCCGCCUUCUCACACUCCAGGGUAACUUCCUGGGAGACGGCGGUAAUGCCAGCGCCGUGUACGUGGGCGGAAAGGAGUGUGUCCCCGUGCACUGGGUGGAAAAUAACAUCAGCUGUCACCUGCCUGUGCUGCCGCCUGGUCUGUACAAGGUGGACGUGCAGGUCAAGAAUGUCGGAUAUGCAAAGAUGAGAAACGGUUUGAAUGGCACCAUUGAAUACAUCCUGGAGGUCUACAGCAUCUUCCCCCUGUUGGGCUCCUUAAUGGGAGGGACCCGGCUCACCGUCUCUGGUUCUGGUUUCAGUAACAACACGUCCGACAACAAGGUCUCUAUCGGAGAAGCUGUGUGCGACGUGAAGGUCGCCUCCGCCAACGAGCUGCAGUGUGUGAUGCAGUCAGAGGAGAAGAGCCACACCGUCACCAAUCAGGGAUCCCACAGAACUUAUGGACAGGGAUACGCAUGGAGUCCCGCCUCAGUCACAGUGCAGGUCGGGGACACGGUGAUGUGGCGUUGGGAGGCACCGGCCUUCCAGAAUGUGGGAUACAGGGUCUUCAGCGUUUCCAGCCCCAGUGGCACCACAUACGAAGGAGGAGCAUUCACCAGCGGAGACACCAAAACCAGCAAAGGGCACUUUAGCUACCGCUUCACCGCCCCCGGCGUGUAUUACUACAGCAGCGGUUACAUCGACGGAGCCAACGCCAAGCUGCUGCAGGGGGUCGUGAAGGUCGAGGCCCGGCAGCAGAAGAUCAGCAAGGUGUCCGUCACAGUGGAAGGGAUCGAGGCCAGACACGUGACGGGAGGUUCCCGUCGUGUUGCCAGAGAUGCCCCUCAGUGUGUGGCCAGCCCGCAGUGCCCCAGCGCCAAUCAGACUUCAGACGGCCUUUCCUUCGGCACCUCCAGCUGCUCCACCCCCACAGUCACCUCCAUCUCCCCAAACCAGGGCACCUAUCACCAGGUCAUCCACAUCCAGGGCAGCGGCCUCAGCGACACCGCCUGCGCUAACGAGGUGACGGUGGGGGAUCAGCCCUGUCAGGUGAUCAACAGCUCUCAGUCGGAGAUCUUCUGCCGGCUCAGCCCCGGCAGCGAGCUCGCCGUCGGUGUCGCCCUCCCCGUGUCGGUCCGAGUCAACAACCUGGGCUCUGCCAUCGUGGCUGUGGCCAAUGAGCUCGCCCGCCGCUUCGUGGUCCUGCCCACGGUCGACUCCCUCUCCCCCCCGCUCGGCAGCACCACGGGCCACACCAGACUCUCCAUCCACGGCUCCGGCUUCUCCGCGGGUCAGGUGACCGCAGCCGGCAAGGCUUGUGUGUUUGUGUCGGUCAACUACACUUGUAUCGUGUGCGACACUUCUCCCUCUCAGCCGCACACCGGUGACGUCACCUUCCAGACGGGCAGGAUCCAAAGCUCCUGUCACUCAAACUGCUCCUUCAUGUACUCCUCCUCCAUCACUCCCACCGUCACCGGCGUCUCCCCCGACGCCAUCAGUGGACUCACGGCUGUGAACGUCUCCGGCUCAGGGUUCGGCAGCCGCGUGGACGAUGUGGUGGUUUUCGCCGGCAGCAUCGAACUGGCAGUCACCGCCGUGUCAGACGCCAACGUGUCGGUACGAGUGGACGCUCUCCCCGCAGGCAGCCACCCGGUCAAAGUCAUCGUGAGGAGCAAAGGCCUUGCUUCCGGUCAGCCCACCCUGAGCAGCCGGGCCCAGGCCGCCCUGAGCCCCAGCCUGGGCAGCACGGCAGGAGGAACUCGUCUGGUCCUCACGGGGAACGGCUUCGCUCCGGGGAACACCAGCGUGACGGUCGGGGGACAGGUCUGUGAGAUUCAGGAGGCGACGCCGGGGCUCCUCCGCUGCCUGACGCCUCCUCACAGCGAGGGCCAGGUGGCCGUCAGCAUCCGGGUCCUCUCUGUGGAGUAUCCUCCGCUCAGCUUCAUGUACUCCUCAAACCACACUCCCAGCAUCAGCUCCAUCAGCCCCACCACCGGGCCGAGCGGUUCAGUCGUCACUCUGACAGGAUCAGGAUUUGGAAACGACUCUCAGCUCAUCUCCGUCACCAUCAACCACGAGGCCUGCAAUGUGUCCGCGGCCUCCGACACACAGGUCCAGUGCACCGCGGGGGACAACCCCGGGGGGACGUACGGGGUCAUGCUGAAUCACCGGGUCAAAGGUCACGCCCUGUCAGGGGUCACGUUCACGUACGAGCUGACUCUCAGCGGCGUGCAGCCCGACCGGGGCAGUUACGGUGGCGGAGCUCUGCUGAGCAUCCAGGGCUCCGGCUUCGACCCGCACAACUCCACCGUGACCGUCUGCGGGGGGGAGUGUGAAGUCGACAGAGACAUGUCCACGUCCACACGUCUCUACUGCCAGUCUCCAUCCAACAACAGCACACAGUCAGAGCUGAGCUGCGUGGUGGCUGUGAUUAACCAGCUGGACGCCGUCAACAUGUCAAACGGCUUCACCUACAAAUCUCAGCUGACGCCAGGCAUCACCGAGGUUUCUCCGAGGAGAGGAGGCACGGCCGGCGGCACGCGGCUCACAAUCACCGGCUCCGGUUUCAGCACAAACGUGAAUGAAGUGAACGUGACCAUCGCCGGCUCCGUGUGCGACGUCCAGUCCGUGAACAACACACACAUCGUCUGUGUGAGCGGCGCCCAGCGGCAGUCGCAGGAAACCAAAGUCCGAGUCAGCGUCGGAGACCGAGGCAUCGCCAAGACGGACAACGCAGACUUCUUCUACAUCGACGUGUGGUCGUCCAGGUUCACGUGGGGGGGGCUGUCUCCUCCAGAGAGGGGCACGUUCGCCGUCAUUACCAAAGGCCAGACCAUCCUCCUGGACUCCAGCACCCCCGUGCUCAAGAUGCUUCUUAUCAAAGGAGGAACGUUGGUGUUUGACGAAGCGGACAUCGAGCUGCAGGCAGAGAACAUCCUCAUCACAGAGGGAGGACGUCUGCAGGUUGGAACGGAGGAAGAGCCUUUCCAGCAUCAAGCCAUCAUCACGCUGCAUGGGAACCUGCGCUCACCUGAACUUCCUGUUUACGGAACCAAGACGCUGGCUGUCAGAGAGGGGGUGCUCGACCUCCACGGUAUCCCUGUUCCCCUCACCUGGACCCACUUGGCCCAGACUGCGGCCGGCGGAUCCAACACGCUGACCCUGAUGAAGGCGGUGACCUGGAAAGCUGGAGCCAAGAUCGUCAUCGCGUCAACCGGGGACAGGCACAGUCAGAGAGAAAACGAGGUGAGACACAUCGCCUCAGUGUCCGCUGACCAGAAGACUCUGACCCUGACCGAGCCGCUGCAGUACACUCACCUCGGGGUGAGCGUCACGCUGCCGGACGGCACGGUGUUCGAUGCCCGAGCGGAGGUGGGUCUCCUCACCAGGAACGUGGUGGUGCGAGGGGCUGAGCACGAGGAGUGGAAGGACAAGAUCGAAGCCUGUCCUGACGGCUUCAACACAGGUGAGUUCGCCACUCAGACCUGUUUCCAGGGCCGGUUCGGGGAGGAGGUGGGCAGCGACCAGUUCGGAGGCUGCAUCAUGUUCCACGCACCCCGACCCAAUGAGAACCUUGUGAUUGGCCGAAUCGAACAUGUUCAGAUCUACAACGCAGGCCAGGCCUUCAGGCUGGGCCGCUACCCCAUCCACUGGCAUCUGAUGGGAAACGUGGACUACAAGUCGUAUGUGAGGGGCUGUGCGAUCCAUCAGACUUUCAACCGAGCCGUCACCAUCCACAACACGCACCGGCUGCUGGUGGAGCGCAACGUCAUCUACGACAUCAUGGGCGGGGCCUUCUUCAUCGAGGACGGCAUCGAGACGGAGAACAUCCUGCAGUACAACCUGGCCGUGUUCGUGAAGCAGAGCACCAGCCUGCUGAACGACGACGUCACCCCCGCCGCCUACUGGGUCACCAACCCCAACAACAUCGUCCGCCACAACGCUGCGGCCGGCGGCACCCACUUCGGGUUCUGGUACCGCAUGCACACCCACCCUGACGGCCCGUCCUACGACCCAAACGUCUGCCAGAAGAAGGUUCCCCUCGGGGAGUUCUUCAACAACACCGUGCACUCUCAGGGCUGGUUCGGCAUCUGGAUCUUCGCCGACUACUUCCCCAUGAAAGGGGGCGGCUGCCGCUCCAGCACCCCCGAACCUGCAGUCUUCAAGUCCCUCACCACCUGGAACUGUGAGAAGGGAGCCGAGUGGGUCAACGUGGGCGCCGUGCAGUUCAGCAACUUCCUCAUGGUGAACAACGAGAAGGCCGGCAUCGAAGCCAAACGGAUCAUCGCAGGGACCGUGUCUGGCUUUGGAGAGGACGGGGGGGCGACAGUGUCCAACAGCACCAUUGUGGGCCAUGUAGAUGAGCUCGGACUGGGAAGCAGUUACUGCUCGCGCCGCGGCGUCAUCCCGCCCUUUGACGACGGCAUGAGUGUCCUCAACACCAAGUUCAUCAACUUCGACCGCAGCUCCUGUGCCGCCAUCGGAGUCACCACCAUCGACGGGACCUGCAGCACCGGCUGCGGCGGCUGGGGCGUCAGGUUUCAAGGCAUCGGAUUUCAUAACUCCCCCAACAAGGCCAGCUUCAGGUGGGAGCACGAGGUGCAGCUGCAGGACAUGGACGGCUCCCUCACAGGAACCAUCGACCAGACAGUCGUUGCCAUGAGCCCCUUGCUGGACCCCGCCCACUGCUCCCAGAGCGCCGAGUGGAGCCUGGGCUUCCCCGGGGCCGUGUGCGACCACACCGUCCACUUCCACCGCUUGGCAUUCAACAACCCCACGCCCAGCUCUCUGCAGGCCAAGGACGCCGUCUUCACCAACGCACACGGCACCAGUAUGGUCCCCUACCUGAAGAAGAGAAUGACUCAUAAGCUCGGCUGGAUGGCUCUGCUGCCCUCCCGGCAAACCUACAACUUCUUCUUCGAUAACAUGGACCAGAUCACCAACAUCACGUACCAGUCCAAAUUCUACGGCUUCAAGUCUGAUCAGUAUCUGAUCAUCAACCACAACUUCACCCAGAGUCCGGACAGCUUCCACAUCAUCGACCGGAGGAACGGGUCGGCGGCGCCGCUGAGCUUCAGCAACAACGAAAACGGAGACUGGUACUUCGACGACAGCUCCAACAACCUCUACUACAUGGUGUCCGGGAAGACGAGCGAUCGCCGGCGUCGUGCCAGCGCUGACCCCUCCAUGCGCGAUGUGGCGGUCAACUUCGCCGUCUACCGCUGCUUCUACCCCAACUGCAUCACACCGACCCCCCCGCCUCCGGCCACACUGGCCCCCCUGCCCACCGGGCGCCCGGCCGACUUCAUUCUCUGGUCAAAAGCCUCCUUCUGGACAAGUUCAGCUGAAAAUAACUUCACUGCACCAGCAGAUGGCGCUGAUGUGGUCAUCCCAGCAGGGAAGUGGGUGGUUCUGGACAGCGACACUCCGAAGCUCAACAAGCUGACGGUCAUCGGGGUUCUGGAGAUCCCCGACAGCGGCAACAGCUCCUCCACCAGAACCGCUCGAUCUGCACCGGUGUACAGCUCCGUGGUGAUCGACGCCGUCUACAUCUCCAUCCAGGGCGGACGGCUGAUCGCCGGCUGGGAUGACAAACCGUUCAGAGGGGAGCUGCUCAUCAAGCUGAGAGGGGACCACCGCACUCCGGACUGGCCUCUGCCCAACGGACCCAACCAGGGCUCCAAAGUCCUGGGUGUGUUUGGAACACUGGAGCUUUAUGGACAACCUCACGAUGUCUACCACACAAAACUCGCUGCCACCGCGUCGGCUGGAUCCAACACGCUGACGCUGUCGCAGGCCGUCGACUGGCAGGUCGGAGACGAGGUUCUCAUCUCCACCACCAGCUACAGCGCCUGGGAGACGGAGAAACGCUUCAUCGGAGCCGUGUCGGCAGACGGACGCACCCUGACCCUGAACAGCUCCUUGACCCACACUCACAUCGGUGAGACUCACUCUGUCUCAGGAACAUCUCGCUCCUACACGCUGGCUGCUGACGUCGGCCUCCUGACCAGAAACAUCAAGAUCCUGGGUCAGGAGUACCCGGACAUGAUGAAGGACUCGUUCGGAGCCAGACUGCUGGUUGGGACUUACUCCUGGGCUGGAAUCGACUAUAAAGGCAAAGCUCAGAUCAGGAAUGUAGAGUUCUUCCGCUCGGGUCAGGAAGGCUGGAUCGACUUCACCGACCCUCGCUACUCUGUGUCCUUCCUGAACCUGGGGAAGGUUACAGGAAACGAGUCGUACAUUCAGGGUUGUGCGUUCCACGACGGCUUCUCUCCGGCCAUCGGAGUCUUUGGGACAGAAGAGAUGAACGUAGACGAUAACAUCGUCCACCACACAGUCGGAGAAGGAAUCAGAAUCUGGGGCAACAAGAUAAAAGUGAGGAGGAACCUGGUGACCAUGUCGCUGUGGCCCGGGUCCUACCAGGACCGAGAGGAGCCCUACAACUACGAGUGGAGCGCCGCCAUCGAGGUCAACAAGGGGACAAACGUGGUGCUGCAGCACAACAUCGUGGCCGGUUAUGAGAGGGUGGCGUACCGCAUCGACGGGGAGCCAUGUCCAGGAAGCGUGAAUGACAACGAGCAGUGGCUUCACAACGAGGCUCACGGCGGUUUGUACGGAGUUUAUCUGAACAGGGACGGUCUGCCCGGCUGCAGCUUCAUCCAGGGCUUCUUCGUCUGGAGGAGCUUCGACUACGCCAUCUACUUCCAGACCAUGAUGGACAUCGUUAUUUCCAACGUGACCCUGGUGGACAACGGGAUGGGCAUCUUCGCGAUCAUCUUCGCCCCCCCCUCCGUCUCCCACGCGUACGCCGAUAAAACGGCUCAAAUCCAGAAUGCCCUGAUUGUCGGGAGCAGCCCGAACUUCAACUGCUCGGACACUUUGCCCAGCGACCCCAGUGACUACAACAUCGCCAACAGUGGUCCCCAUCGGGCUCCCCGGCCUCUGAACGGUGGAAGAUCUGGAGUCUGCUGGCCAACGUUUGCAUCUAGUCACAACACAGCUCCAUUGAAGCCGCACAACAAGAACAACAACUACAACGCCAUCAAAGGCCUGAUGACGGUCAAAGACACCAUGUUCGUCAACUUCCGAAACGUCUGCUCCGGCCAGACCAACGUCAUGUUCAUGACCAGCCCGACCAGCGAGGACCUGCAGCACCCGGUGCAGGUGUCCGGCAUCCAGAUGGUGGACAGCACGGAGAACGCCAAGGUCUUCAUUCACAGGGCGGAUGUCGGCAAAGUGAACCCCUCUGACUGUGUGGACAUGGAGUGUGAUGCCAAGAAGAAGAGCAUGCUGAAGGACCUGGACGGCUCCUUCCUGGGGAUGGUGGGAGCCGUGGUGCCUCACUCCGAGUUUGCGUGGGGGGGGGAUGCCCGAAGAGGACUGGGUGACUACCGCAUCCCCAAAGUCAUGCUCACUAACCCCGACGGCAGCCGCAUCCCCGUGAACCAGAUCGCUCCACACAAAGGUGUGAUCAGGAAAGACUGUGUGUACAUGAGCACGUGGCAGAGCUACAAGUGUUCGGGGCUGAACUACAGGAUGCUGGUGAUCGAGAGUCUGGACGCCGACACAGAGACCAGACGUCUGUCCCCCGUCGCCGUGCUCGGAGACGGCUACCUGGAUCUCCUCAACGGCCCUCAGGAUCAGGGCUGGUGCUCUGGCUACACCUGCCAGAAGAGAGUGUCGCUCUUCCACAGCAUCGUGGCCACCGGUCACUCCUUCGACGUCUUCUUCUCCAGCGUCAGCCCCCAGAAGCUCCGCCUCAUGAUGCUCAACGCUGAUCCAUCCGAGAGCGUCCUGGUGUCAGUGUUCUACUCCAGUCCUCAGCGGUUGGAUGUGUACGUGGACAACAAGCUCGUUCCUCCGACUAACGCCAAGUGGAACUCUGAGAACACCGACUACACCCUGAUGAAGCCCAUCUCCGCAGGUCAAUACGUCCCUCAGCUCAACGCCACCGAAGGCUCCAACUACUUUGACACAGAAUACAAGAUGCUGAAGGUCGUCGUGAAAGGCUCCAAGCCGGUGGAGAUCCGAACGUCCCCGGUUCUCUUCCUGUCCUUCGACAUGCCCGCCGUGACAACCGACGAGUUCUUCGGAGAGAACCUGAUCCAGAACCUCGCCACCUUCCUCAAGGUUCCUGCCAACAUGAUCCGGAUCACAAACAUCAUCCGAGAGGACAGCCGGCGCAGGAAGAGGUCGACGGGCAUGAAGGUGGAGGUGGAGAUCAAGAAACCUCCCGUGCAGCAAACCAGUAACACCACCAACGAUGAUGCAGACUUCGAGCUGUUGAAGAACAUCGCAGAUGAUCUCGGCCAAGCAGCAGUUUCAGGAAACCUCAGUCGGUCCAUCGGCUUCAACGUCUCCUCGCUGGGCGUCAUCGCACCUCCCCCCCCAUCAUCCGACCCUGAAUGGAACAAGGAGGCCACGGUGGAGGUGACGAGGGAGGAGCCUGUGGUGAGUUACGUGUCCAGCGUCCACGACCUGCUCCUGAUGAUGAACCCCAUCGCCGGCCAGUUUGUGGGUCCUCUGCUGCAGCAGCCCAGUCUGAUGGCCGUGGACGAGCAGGGAAACUGUAUCUCUGUGGGGGUGACCAGUCUCACCGUCACCGCCAGUCUGAAGAACGCCAGUGGACACUGGGUGGACGGACUGGAAGGGAACUCCACCAUCCGGUUCAGCACCUGCUGGGCCAACUUCACCGACCUGGCCAUCGUCAACGGGGGCGAGAACCUGACGAUGGUCUUCACUCUGAAGGAGUGGGGCGCCCAGUCGCGUUCCUUCACUGUCAGAGACACUCCCACCAUUCCCCCCCCGACCACCGGCAACAACGUCACCACGACAGCCGUGCAGCCGACCACCGACGGCAGCAUCUUCGGCUCCGGCAACGCCAUCACCCCGAGCCGACUGUGCGUGCUCAGCAUCAUCUACGCCGUGGCGUGCUGCUCCGAUGGGAUCCCCAUAUGUAACACGGGUAACACAUGGGUUCCAUGAAGGAUUUCCUGUGCUUCUAAUCACUUUAACAGGAAUCAUUUUUCUUUCUCAUUAAACAAAAUGGCGGGUAUUGGGGUAACUCAGAGCCCAGUAGGAAAUAAUCACAUGAUCAACCACUGUGACCUUGAGUUAACCUGUUAAAUUUAGGGGGAGACAAGCCGAUAUGAAGAAUCUAUAUUUUGAAUCUGUGCCUUACAAUCCUCCUUCCAUUAUGUGAUUUCUCUUCAGUAUAUGUGAGUGUGUGUUUAAUGUGUCAAAGAAAAGGUGGAAGAUCUAUAUAACGUUCCUCUUUAAAACAAGUGCAAUAGUUCCUAACUCGAGUCACGAACAAGCUGAAGGAAGACGUGAAGUCUGCAUUUUGUUUACGAUUUGUUGUACAC
Platichthys flesus (European flounder) is the source of this 13072-nucleotide messenger RNA. RefSeq names its product PKHD1 like 1, tandem duplicate 1 (gene pkhd1l1.1). The coding region runs from base 45 to 12692 and encodes 4215 amino acids. The record is from RefSeq and is a predicted model, not a curated record. Lineage: Eukaryota; Metazoa; Chordata; Actinopteri; Pleuronectiformes; Pleuronectidae. The transcript is spliced from 76 exons.